AUGCGUCUCAACAGCUCCGUGCCGCAGGGCGCUCCUGGUGAACCCGGAGCCCAACCCUUCCCGCAACCGCAGUCAGGACUGGAGGCCAUGCUCCUGGCGCUCGGCUUGGGCAAUGGCUCUGGCAACACCUCGGAAUCCGUCCUGGCAGCGCCCAACAGUGACCUGGACGUGAACACUGACAUCUAUUCCAAGGUGCUGGUGACCGCUGUGUACCUGGCGCUCUUUGUGGUGGGCACUGUGGGCAACUCAGUGACAGCCUUCACCCUGGCGCGGAAGAAGUCACUGCAGAGUCUGCAGAGCACUGUGCACUACCACUUGGGCAGCCUGGCGCUGUCCGACCUGCUCAUCCUGCUGCUGGCCAUGCCUGUGGAGCUGUACAACUUCAUCUGGGUGCACCAUCCCUGGGCCUUUGGGGAUGCCGGCUGCCGCGGCUACUAUUUCCUGCGCGAUGCCUGCACCUAUGCCACAGCCCUUAAUGUAGCCAGCCUGAGUGUGGAGCGGUACUUGGCCAUCUGCCAUCCCUUCAAGGCCAAGACCCUCAUGUCCCGUAGCCGCACCAAGAAGUUCAUCAGUGCCAUAUGGCUAGCCUCGGGGCUGCUAGCUGUGCCGAUGCUCUUCACCAUGGGCCUACAGAACCGCAGUGCUGAUGGCCAGCACCCCGGUGGCCUGGUGUGCACACCCAUCGUGGACACAGCCACCGUCAAAGUCGUCAUCCAGGUUAACACCUUCAUGUCCUUUGUGUUCCCCAUGCUGGUCAUCUCCAUCCUAAACACUGUGAUUGCCAACAAACUGACCGUCAUGGUGCACCAGGCCAACGAGCAAGGCCGGGUGUGCACCGUGGGCACCCAGAACAGCUUACAGCACAGCACGUUCAGCAUGUCUGUCGAACCUGGUCGUGUCCAGGCCCUACGCCAUGGAGUCCUCGUCUUACGUGCCGUGGUCAUCGCCUUUGUGGUCUGCUGGUUGCCUUACCAUGUGCGGCGCCUCAUGUUCUGCUAUAUCUCGGAUGAGCAGUGGACUACGUUCCUCUUCGACUUCUACCACUACUUCUACAUGCUGACCAACGCUCUCUUCUACAUCAGCUCUGCCAUCAACCCUAUCCUCUACAACCUGGUCUCUGCCAACUUCCGCCAGGUCUUCCUGUCCACGCUGGCCUGCCUGUGUCCUGGUUGGCGGCGCCGAAAGAAGAGGCCCACGUUCUCCAGGAAGCCGAACAGCAUGUCCAGCAACCAUGCCUUCUCUACCAGCGCCACGCGGGAGACCAUGUACUAG
This is a messenger RNA of Arvicola amphibius (Eurasian water vole), 1272 nucleotides long. It is a transcript of the gene Ntsr1, whose product is annotated as neurotensin receptor 1. The transcript has 4 exons. Gene Ontology annotation, cellular component: plasma membrane. Gene Ontology annotation, molecular function: G protein-coupled neurotensin receptor activity. NCBI's taxonomy places the organism in Eukaryota, Metazoa, Chordata, Mammalia, Rodentia, Cricetidae. The coding region runs from base 1 to 1272 and encodes 423 amino acids. Gene Ontology annotation, biological process: neuropeptide signaling pathway. The record is from RefSeq and is a predicted model, not a curated record.